Arachis duranensis is the source of this 1080-nucleotide messenger RNA. RefSeq lists its product as uncharacterized. Bases 1 to 1080 code for a protein of 359 amino acids. The transcript has 8 exons. Lineage: Eukaryota; Viridiplantae; Streptophyta; Magnoliopsida; Fabales; Fabaceae. The record is from RefSeq and is a predicted model, not a curated record.
AUGCCUAACAGAAAGACGCACCCACCAAGCAGUGACAUACAAAGUGGCCAAAAUGUUGACCCUUUUGUUGAUGAUGAAGUUUUGAAUGGUUAUGAUGAUUCAAUGUUGGAUGUAGAUAUGGAAGAUAAUUUUAUACCAUCAUCAGAAACCUUAGACGAAAAUGAGAUUAAUAAUCGAAUAGGCACACUUUGUUCCAAUGAAGCUAUAAAUGAGCGGGAUAGAAAAAUUGUGACAAUAUUAAGAAACAUGCUAGACAAAUAUAAUAGUUUGGAAAAGAGUUUUCGCUAUGCAAGAGAUAGGUACCAACAGAAAAAUUGUACAAACAUAAAGCUUAUGUUGAUUAGUAAAAAGACUACAGAUGGCAGGACAUACAAUUUGCCAUUUGCAUCUGAAGUGGCUGCAUUGAUUGAUGGCGAUGAUGGAUUUCGUUUGGAUAUUGCAACAUCAAAUUCUAUCUCUGCUAGGCCUACAAAGAAAAACAAAAACAAUCACAUGCGACAAUUCUUUGCUUUUCGACUACAAAAAAGGACAGGUGAAUCUCCAUUAAUUUUGAGAUCAAAGAGAUUAUUCCAAUGGUUUCUGGUAGAUGCCUACACAAUGGUGGAAUCAGAGAGGUUAACAUUCUUUAGGUGUAAACAACCACAGUUGAGGGUUGAUAAAUAUAAAUGUCUGCAUGAAAGUCUUAUAAACGGGGAUGUAGAUGCUGCAAGAUAUGCAGGAUAUCAUAGCUAUUUUAUCACCAUGGCCAGUAACCCUGAAUGGGAUGAGAUAAAAAGAGAAGUGACUUCCAUUGGAUUGAAGGCAGAAGACCAUCCUGAUAUAUUAUGUCGAGAUUUCAAGAUCAAACUUGAUGAGUUAACAAUAUCAGAUGAUGAGAUUAAGCAGCUGUGCUUAAUGGAUAUGGACAAGAUCUUAUAUUCCUAUGGUAAGACCUUAAAAGACUAUCCUCCUAUGACUUUAGAAACUAAAGCUGAUAGUUCUUUGUUAACCAAAAGGGUUAUUAGGGAAGAGCUAAACUUUAACAGGGAUGAUUUAAAGAAAAAUGCCUCAGACAUGUUAGCCAUCGCAACACCUGAGUAG